AGUUUCAGAAAUUCGUUAAAAAUGGUCUCAAAUGAGCAGCUCGCCGAGCAAUUCGUCAAAUUGUAUGGUAUUGAGCCAGAAGUUCGUGUCACGUGUCCGGGCCGUGUUAAUUUGAUUGGCGAGCAUAUCGAUUACCAUGACUAUGGUGUCUUCCCAAUGGCCAUCGACGCGGCGACCACAAUUCUGGCCGCAAAAAACGACACGAAUUCGAUAGUUUUUUCGAAUUUCGACUCAAAAUACGAAUCAUGGAGCUCACCAAUUCCAUGCCCAUGGAAAGGAUGUACUUCACCAAAAUGGUUCGAUUAUUUGCUGUGUGGAUGGAGGGGAAUUAUGAAUAGAGAAGAUGGACAAGAACAAUUCGGAAUGAGCUUCUUAUUAUACGGAACUAUUCCUCCAUCUUCUGGUCUUUCGUCCAGUUCUUCGUUGGUUUGUGCGUCGGCGCUGGCCACGUUGUCGUUGAUUGUGGAUAAUGAUCCUUUUGAGCAUAUUUCUAGAAAAGACUUUGCUCAUUUAUGUAUCGAAAGUGAGCCACUAAUCGGAACACUAAGCGGUGGAAUGGAUCAAGCCGCCGAAGUUCUCGCAUCCGAAGGAACGGCUCUUCGUAUCGAUUUUAAUCCGCUUCGCUCAAAAAACAUUCAACUUCCGAGUGAUGCGGUUUUCGUCGUGGUUCAUUCGAAUACUGAACUGAAUAAGGGUGCCACGUCACAUUAUAACGAAAGGGUUAUUGAAGGACGGAUUGUUGCACAAAUUUUCAAACAAAAAUUCAAUAUCACAAGUGGCUCAUUUCGCCUCAAAGAAAUUCAAACCUUAAGCGGAAAAUCGUUCAAGGAAAUUUUGAAAAUUGUCGAGGAGCUACCGGAUGAAGUCAAUAAAGAGCAAGUUAUUGAUCUAAUUGGUGCCGAUAAAUUGGAAGAAUGUCUUACAGAGAAUACAAGAUCAUUCCAAAAAUUCAAACUCCGCCCCCGCGCUCGUCACGUGUUCAGUGAGGCCUAUCGUGUGGAACAAUUCGAAUCGGCGUGCGCCCAGAAAAACAUUCAAGAAAUGGGACGUCUAAUGAACGAGAGUCAUCGCAGUUGUGCCAUUGACUACGAGUGCAGUUGUCGGGAGCUUGACGAGAUUUGUCGGCUCUAUUUGGACCAUGGAGCUCUCGGAGCACGGCUUACCGGAGCCGGUUGGGGAGGAUGUGCCGUCGUGUUGAUGGCCGCUGAUGACGUGGAUCGGGUGGUUGCCGAGUUGCCGUCGUUGUUCGUGUCGAAGCCUGCUCAAGGAAUUCGGCUUCAACGAUUUUAAUUGUUUCUUUUUUUUGUAUUUUUGUUUUUGGAUUUAUUAAUUUUUCAACAACAAAAAAAAACAGAAAACAUAUUUUUGGGAUAAAAUUUGGAAAAAGUCAAUAAAACUUUCAUCGAUUUUU
Molecule: messenger RNA, 1411 nt
Organism: Caenorhabditis elegans
Lineage: Eukaryota; Metazoa; Nematoda; Chromadorea; Rhabditida; Rhabditidae
Gene: tag-96
Product: Galactokinase
Exons: 5
Coding region: 22-1290 (422 amino acids)
Biological process (GO): carbohydrate phosphorylation; galactose metabolic process; carbohydrate metabolic process
Cellular component (GO): cytoplasm
Molecular function (GO): phosphotransferase activity, alcohol group as acceptor; ATP binding; kinase activity
Source: RefSeq, marked reviewed